Messenger RNA from Culex pipiens pallens (northern house mosquito), 5369 nucleotides. RefSeq names its product neprilysin-1 (gene Nep1). Gene Ontology annotation, cellular component: plasma membrane. The record is from RefSeq and is a predicted model, not a curated record. NCBI's taxonomy places the organism in Eukaryota, Metazoa, Arthropoda, Insecta, Diptera, Culicidae. Gene Ontology annotation, biological process: protein processing. Bases 600 to 3095 code for a protein of 831 amino acids. Gene Ontology annotation, molecular function: metalloendopeptidase activity. The transcript is spliced from 10 exons.
GCUGAGACAUACUAACAGUAUCGUCAAACUAGCUGCUUAGGCAAGGUCACCUAGGAGUAAUACAGACUCAAAAAGCAUAAGCUCUACUGAUCCUGUUGGAGAUUUGCAUGUUCUAAGCUGUACACAAUUAUUUGAGGAAUUUUGAUACAAAUAUUAAAUCUAAGUCAUGUAAACGUGCCUUCAAUUUGAAAAGAAGUGAAUGAAAAUUAUCACAAAAAUAUAGCUGUCAGCGUCUUAGAUAUUGUGUGUUGUGCGCAUGUUCUGUGAGAAUGUCAGCGUUAUUUAUUCACGGUUUUGUGAAUGCGAGAGCAUGUCUCUUAUAUUUUCGGUGAUAACAAAUAUCGUUUAUCGCUCAAAACAGGAAAUUUCAAUGUUAAAGAAACGUCAUUAAAAUUUAUGUAAAAACAAACAUUUGAAGCAAACAUAAUGGCCAUAAAUCCAAAUAUAAUAAUACUGCUGUUUAUCUAGGGUAACAACACUCAGUUAUCAAGUGUUCCUUACCCUUUUAGCUCCAAUUUUAUCACAUUGUUUUGAUAUAUAUUCUUAAAACUGUAUUAGAGAUUUAAAAAAAAUCUUGAGGUGUUUGUCACUUUAGCAAAAUGAGUGUUAAAAUUCUCGACAUGAAUAAUGCUCUUGAGGAAAUAAAUAAUAUAAAUACAUCUGAACCAUAUGACUCGAGAAAUGGUUUCACGAUUGGCUACAACUAUGAUUGCAAAGAAUCCAACUCAAAAUUGUUCAAUACAUCAGACAACCUCCCAGAAAUUGACAGUAAGAACGAAAAAAAUGAAGCAGUACACGAACAAGCAAAAUCAGUAGUUGUUAGUUAUACAUCUGGCACUAUGGCAAAGAGUAAAAUUCAGAAUCCAUAUGUCAACAAGACUUCAUCCCAUUUGCAAGAUUUGAGCAUUUGGAGCUCAGUUUGUGGUCAAAAACAAGUAUUGCUUUUAGUUUUUAGCUUAAUUAUUUUAUUGUUGGGUUCAGCACUUGGGUACAUAAUCUCAAAUUUUAUUUCAAACAAAUGCGAACCGGAACAUGCUAGCAUACAGUAUGCUAGAAACAAAAAUAUCUGUUUAUCUCAAGAAUGUGUUAGAACAGCAUCGUCUUUAUUAGCAGCUAUGGACCGUAGUGUAGACCCUUGCAUUGAUUUUUUUCAGUUUGCAUGUGGAACAUGGAACAAAAAACACGUGAUACCUGAGGAUAGAAGUUCAAUAAGCACUUUUGAGGUGUUGGCUGAUCAACAGCAAGUCAUUCUUAAAGGAGUUCUGGAAGAGGCUGUUAAUUCAAAUGAUAACAAAGCUACUAUCAAAGCAAAAAUGUUUUAUAAGAGUUGUAUGGAUUUACAACAAAUACGGAAAAUAGGUAUAAAACCUUUAAGACAAGUGUUGAAAUUACUCGGUGGUUGGCCUGUCAUCGAAAACAAUUGGAAUCCACCAAACACAAGUGUAGAACAUUUGUUAGGUUUAUUAAGGGGAGUUUAUAGUGAACCAGUUUUAGUAGAGCUUUAUGUUGGCGCAGAUGAUAAAAAUUCUUCAAAAAAUAUUCUUCAGAUUGAUCAAUUAGUUUUAGCCCUUCCAUCGCGUGAUUAUUACUUAAAACAAAGUAGUGAAGGGGAUCUCAAAGCGUACCACCACUAUAUGACACAAAUAGCUAUACUUUUGGGAGGAGAUCCGAAAAAAGCUUCAAAGGACUUGACGGAGGUAGUUGAUUUCGAAGUUCGCCUGGCCAAUGCAUCACUACCUGAAGCAGACAGACAUGAUACUAGCGCGAUAUACAAGAAAAUUUCACUACUUCAAUUGCAACGUGAGGUACCCCAAAUAAACUGGCGUGAAUAUUUACAGACGACUUUAGGAAGUGUACAACUGGAAGAAAAUGAAGCUAUUGUCAGUUACGCAAUGCCAUACUUGGUUGAAAUGGGACGUAUUCUCAAUGAGACAGAUAAAAGAAUAGUUCAUAAUUAUGCAAUUUGGCGCUUUGUAAUGUCAAUAAUGACUCACAUGAUAGACGACUAUCAAAAAGAAAGAGUAGAGUUUAGAAAAAUUUUGCUGGGCAUUCAAUCAGAGAGACACAGGUGGUCUCAAUGUGUGGAAUGGACUAACAAAAAAAUAGGAAUGGCUGUAGGAGCUUUAUUUAUUCGAGACAACUUCAAUCAAGAAAGCAAAGAAACCGCUCUGGAGAUGAUUCACACAAUACGAGCAGCAUUUAAUGAACUUUUAGCGGACAUUCAUUGGAUGGAUGAUGAAACACGGGCAGUCGCUAAGGAAAAAGCUGAUGCGAUGAAUGAGAGGAUAGGAUACCCGGAAAUACUGACCAAUGCAGGAGAGCUCGAAAAGGAGUACAUAAACUUAACAGUUUCCAAAGAUCAUUUUAUGAACAAUAUUUUAAAUAUUCUACGUUGGGAUGCUGAAAGAAAUCUACAGUUAUUGAGGAAACCCGUAGACAAAAAUAAAUGGGCGACAGAACCUGCAGUGGUGAAUGCAUUUUACAAUCCAAAUAAGAACGAUAUUGUUUUUCCAGCUGGAAUUCUUCAACCGUUAUUUUACAGUCAACAUUUUCCAAAAUCACUCAAUUAUGGAGGCAUAGGAGUCGUCAUAGGUCAUGAAAUCACACAUGGUUUCGACGACAAAGGACGACAGUUUGAUAAAGAUGGCAAUAUGAUGCAAUGGUGGAAUAAUGCCACGAUAAAAGCUUUUCGCGAAAGAGCGCAGUGUAUCAUAGAUCAAUACUCUCGGUACAAAAUUAAUGAAGUUAACAUGUAUAUGAAUGGAAGAAUGACGCAAGGAGAGAAUAUUGCUGAUAAUGGCGGAUUAAAACAAUCAUUCAGGGCUUACCGGAAAUGGGUAAAACUACACGGCCCCGAGCAGGAACUUCCCGGAAUGAACAUGACACACGAUCAACUGUUCUUUUUGAAUUAUGCUCAAAUUUGGUGCGGUUCAAUGAGACCCGAAGAUGCUUUGACGAAAAUUCGCUCAUCGGUACAUUCACCAGGGAUUAUUCGAGUUAUUGGUCCCCUAUCUAAUUCAAAAGAUUUUGCAGAAGCAUAUGAUUGUCCCUUGGGAUCCCCGAUGAAUCCAUUGAAUAAGUGUAGUGUAUGGUGAAGUAACACAGAAAUAUCAGUCGGAGUCAAAACAUUUUUUAAAUAUCAUGUGGAAUAGAUAACAAAAUGUAUAUUUUAUCACAAAGAAAAUCGAAAUUUAAUAUGCUUAACAAAAUAUAUUAUUAUGUUCAAAUCAGGUCACAACAUCAAAGAAAUACAAGAUCAAAAUGUAAAAAAUCAUCAAACAUGCAAAAGUUUAGAGGGGUGAAAAAACAUAAAAAAGCGCCGCAAAAAAGUAUUCAAAAUGCAUUUUAUAUCUAUUCAUUCACAAGAACUGCUUCAAUUGUCAAUGCUAGUUUUAAUCUAAUCAGGAAUGCGAAACUUUUAUAUGCUGACAGUUGUUUCGCUAGAUUUUUUUCAUGCUUAAUUAAAAAAAAACAUUAUUAAAACAUUAUUUUAAAUUAAGAACCUGUAUAAAAAAGAAGCGAAUAAGAGUUAAUAUUGCCGCAAAAAGCAAAGAAUAUUCUCUUACGAGUUUGUUUUUGGAAAACAUUGCAUCCCUUCAGCAAUAUUGCGUUUCUACGCAUAACUUUCCAAUGAUAUUUAUACAUUUAUAAAUUUAACUUUAGUUUGUAAAUGUUGGCUUAAGCCUAGAGUCACGGGGUCCUCACUGAAAUCAAAGAUUGGCCCAUCAAAAGGCCCGGGGGUUCCCAUUAGGGCCCAUUAGGGUGCCAAGAAAAAAUGAUAAUUUUGGAAAAUCUUAAUAGAUACCCCCUGGCUCAAUUCUUUAGGUAAAAAAAAGUAACUGUGCCAAUUUUGAGCCAAACCGGUUUAAGUAAAGGGUUCGCUUUUUAUCGUUGAAGUUUAUAUGAGGAAAAUCGCGAAAUUAUAUGGGGAAAAACAUCGCUUAAGAGUUUUGACAGCAUGUGGCGCAGGUCUCGCCCAUUUUUUUUCAAGUGUGAGAUUUUUGUAGGAAUUCAAAGUCCUACAACUUUGUUGAAGAGUGCAAGAAGAUCCGAGUUGAUCCUGAUGAGUUAUAAGCAAUGCGAUGAAAAGAAAUUGGCUGAUAUACUUGAAAGUAUAAAAAGGGGAAUAUAGGACGUAUAUAAGAUAAAACCUUUUUCUAAAAACAAAUUAUCAAAAAUCAGGAUAAACUCGGAUCGUUUUGCACCCUUGAUCAAAAGUGUAGGGAAUUGAAUUUCCUGCAAGAAUCUCACACUUGGACAGUUUUAGGUGAGACCUGCGCCACCUGACAGAAAAAUACUGAAACGAUGUUUUCCUCAAACAUUUUCGCGAAUUUUUCCAUAUAAACAUCAACGAUAAAAAGCGACCCCGUAACAUUAACAGAUUUGGCUCAAAAUUGGCGCAGUUACUUGUUUUUGCUUGUAUUUGGCCGGAACCGUGGUGUACGGGUAAGCAUGGUUGCCUCUCACCCAGUCGGCCUGGGUUCGAUCCCAGAAGGUCCCGGUGGCAAAUGUUGAGACGAGAUUUGUCUGAUCACGCCUUCCGUCGGAUGGGGAAGUAAUUGUUGGCCCCGGUCUAACCUAGAGGUUAGGUCGAUACACUGAAAGCCCGACCAUGGUAGUUUUAAGAAAAUAUGCUAAAAAUGCUGCUUAUUAAAUUAACUGUGGCUUUUUGGUGAAAGUAAACGCAAAUAUGGUAAAAUGUACAAUGCUUCCACAAAAUUGCAUGGUAGCUAAUACGAAAUCAUUAUCAUUCUCUCCAUAAUCGAGGGUUAAAAUUACCAUACCGCUCUCGACAUAGUAAAACUGACUGCGUUAAUCAGUCAAUCCAAGCACGGAAUGUUUUUAGCAAAAAUACGUCGGUGCGUGUUCUCAAUUUAACCCUACAAUAUGGUAGCAACUACCAUGGUUGGGUUUUCAGUGUAGCGCUCAGUCCAGGUGUAGGAGUCGUCUCCCUGGGUCCUGCCUCGGUGAAGUCGCUGGUACUAACAAUCAAGCCAUCGGACAUCAAGUUUCGAGUAGGAAUCUCGUAAUCGGAAACGUCAAGGCAUUGCUGUAGAGCGAAUAAUUUGAUUUUUUUUUGACGUGUUUUUGCCUAAAGAAUCGAGCCAGGGAAUAUCCUUGAUGUCGAUUUCUUUAUAUUGUCACCCUAGUGCCCAUUCACAACAAUUGAUUCCUCAUUUAAAUUAAGAAAAAAACAUGCAUAUUUUAUUUUUGCAUGCGCAAUUUAAAGAUUUCUACUGUAAAUAAGCAUGCUUACUAGGGCGAAAGAGAUGAAGGGAGACAGCUGGGACAUUUAUGCGUAGAAAUACAACUGAAGGCUGUAUUAACUUUAACCGCGUUUUUAUUGAGAAGCAACUCAUCGAACAUUA